GUAAGCGACUAGCUUUCCGUGCGGUGCGGCGGCGACGGCGGCGCGCGUCUUCCUCCUCCUCCUACCGCGGGGCUAGAGUCCCUGACGGUGUCCAGCUGCGCUUAAGUCCGGCCGGUGCCACCUAUCUCCGCAAUGCCCCCCAAGAAACAGGCUCAGGCCGGGGGCAGCAAAAAGGCGGAGCAGAAAAAGAAGGAGAAGAUUAUCGAAGACAAAACUUUCGGUCUAAAGAAUAAAAAAGGAGCAAAGCAACAGAAGUUUAUCAAGGCUGUCACUCAUCAAGUUAAAUUUGGUCAACAAAAUCCACGUCAGGUAGCACAAAGUGAAGCUGAAAAGAAAUUGAAGAAAGAUGACAAGAAGAAAGAAUUGCAAGAGCUAAAUGAGCUGUUCAAACCUGUAGUUGCUGCUCAAAAAAUAAGUAAAGGUGCAGAUCCCAAAUCUGUUGUAUGUGCAUUCUUCAAGCAAGGACAGUGUACUAAAGGAGAUAAGUGUAAGUUCUCUCAUGACUUGACUCUGGAGAGAAAGUGUGAAAAGCGAAGUGUUUACAUUGAUGCAAGAGAUGAAGAACUUGAAAAAGAUACUAUGGAUAAUUGGGAUGAGAAAAAACUGGAAGAAGUAGUGAACAAGAAGCACGGUGAGGCGGAAAAGAAAAAACCAAAAACUCAAAUAGUGUGCAAGCAUUUCCUUGAAGCUAUUGAGAACAACAAAUACGGCUGGUUUUGGGUGUGCCCUGGAGGGGGUGAUAUUUGCAUGUAUCGUCAUGCGCUUCCUCCUGGAUUUGUAUUGAAAAAAGAUAAAAAGAAAGAAGAGAAAGAAGAUGAAAUUUCAUUAGAAGAUCUAAUUGAAAGAGAGCGUUCUGCCCUAGGUCCAAAUGUUACCAAAAUCACUCUAGAAUCUUUUCUCGCAUGGAAGAAAAGAAAAAGACAAGAAAAGAUUGAUAAACUUGAGCAAGAUAUAGAAAGAAGGAAAGCAGACUUCAAAGCAGGGAAAGCAUUAGUGAUCAGUGGUCGUGAGGUGUUUGAAUUUCGUCCUGAACUGGUUGAUGAUGAUGAUGAAGAAGCAGAUGAUACCCGUUACACCCAGGGGACAGGUGGUGAUGAGGUUGAUGAUUCAGUGAGCGUAAAUGACAUAGAUUUAAGCCUGUAUAUCCCAAGAGAUGUAGAUGAGACAGGUAUUACUGUAGCCAGUCUUGAAAGAUUCAGCACAUACACUUCAGAGAAAGAUGAAAACAAAUUAAGUGAAGCUUCCGGAGGUAGGGCUGAAAAUGGUGAAAGAAGUGAUUUGGAAGAGGACAACGAAGGGGAGGGACAGGAAAAUGGAGCCAUCGAUGCUGUUCCUGUUGAUGAAAAUCUUUUUACUGGGGAAGAUUUGGAUGAACUAGAAGAAGAAUUAAACACACUUGAUUUAGAAGAAUGACACCAAACAAGUCAAUGAAAAAAUUAAGCUGGCUCAGCAUGAGUUGAAAUUGACUACAUUAAUUUUUUUCCACCUAGAAUUCUUCAACAGGAUGUUUGUUUCCCAUGCUGAUUGUGGAGGACUUACUCUCCUCCAAAAAAGGAAUAUUCUCCUUCCAUCUUGUCUUCUGACUUUGGCUACAUCUCAUAGUAAGUUCAGAGUAGUUCAUGAUAAAUUAAAAAUAUAAUGGUCAUUGCAGAAAAUGAUUGUUGUAACUGUCCACUCAAAUAGGAAGUGUAACUGCUUUUCCAGCUUUUGAUUUUCAUUGGGCAUGUGUUAUUACAGGAACAACAUAAAUUUAAAUUACCCUUCAUUUAAUGCAGUUUUUAAUGAGUGAUUUUAUUUCCUUUGUAUUUAUAUGUUUAAAAGACUGCCUAAGAUAUGAGCCUGUGCUUCAUAAAGGAAACUGCAUAUGCAGAUUCAGUGUUGUUUAUCUUUGGACAAUUAGGUGGACAUUUAAAAUGAAACUUCAUUUAUCUGACAAGAUCAGCUGCAGUGCCCUGUGUUAAACUGUUUUAAACUUUUCCCUUUUCUUUUUUGCCAAUAAAAUUGUAAAUAAAGACCGUGAUAACAUUAAAAUCCAAGUACGGCCCUUUUUUUUAAUUAAAGUUUUUUUAUGAAAGUUUUUUUUAGCAUUUCUGGCUUGAGAGUUUUUUUAACUAUCAGAGAAGGCACAGACACUUGAAGGGUCUCUCUUUUAUUAUUUUUUUUUAAAGGAGUCUCUUAAUACUGAUCACAGGACUAUGUAGGAUGCUGCUGUGAGUUUAGUGACACCAACACUUAGCAUCAAAAAGAGACCAUAGGUCAUGUUAUGUGAAAGUAUAAUUCUUAAAUUGAUAGAUCAUCAACUUAAUUAAGUUAUCACCUACAGUUGAACCAAAUACUAAAGUAUUUGGUUAUGGAGAUCCAUUGUGUUAUAUAAUAGUACAUGCUAAAGUUCGAUUACUCUGCUUGAGUGUAAACAAAUCUAUCAGAAAACUUGGCUGGGGUCUUUGACAUUGAGAUCCCCUGAAAAAUUAGGGUAAUAUAUUUUAAAUGGACAGAAUUUGCCAAUGGCAUAUUUAUUACUAGUUAUACCUUUUUAUCAUUUUUAUGUAUGUAUAUUUUCAAAUAUUAAUUUAAUAUUAAUAUAGUGCUGGUUUUGUUAUCUGCAAAUAUAAAUGGAUUUUAAGGCAACUAAGAUAAAUAGCAUUAAAAUGUCUGGUGACCUGGGCCCUAAUCUAAUUUCUGCCUCAGAUAAAUUGUAUGAUUUACUGAACCUGAACCUUAAUUUCUUUGCAUAGAGAAGUUAAAGUGCUUCUGAACUGUAAAACCUAGGAAAGCAUGAUUGUAAAUCUUGUCAAAUGAUAACCUCAGAGUUGAUAAGUUGAGUUCCUGGGAGGGGCGGAGAUACAGCUCAGCGGUAGAGCACGUGCUUAGUAUGUGUGAGGUCCUGGAUUCAAUCCCCAGUACCUCCACUUAAAAAAAAGAAAAAGAAGAAGAAAUUGGAGUUCCUGGCUGUUCAGUACUAGUACUAUAAUUGACAUUUUAAAAAUGUAGAAUAUCGUAAGCCAAGUUUCCCAUCUAUGGUGGAAGUAUACUUUCUAUGAAAGAUUUGUUCUAUUCUUUUUAUUAGAAAUGUUUAAAUGUUACUUAUUACAGUGUUUAAUAAUGAAACAUUUUCAAUUUAAAUUAAGUUUUCUUUAAUUAGUUGAGUUAAAGGGAAAAUGCAACAUUGUGGAAAUAAUAUUUGAUACCCACAAUCCUUUAAAUCUAGAACAGCCUUCCUCUAUCUUGCCCUUGAGAAUCUUCAGAGAAUGCAAAAAAACCAUUUUAAUCUGAGAAAAUGCAAGAUUAAAUUUGCUUCUAAAGUAACAUAUACAGGCAUACCUUGGAGAUGUUGAGGGUUCAGUUUGAAACCACUGCAGUACAGUGAAAUAUCACAAUAAAGCGAGUCACACAAAUUUUUUGGUUUCCUGGUGCAUUUAAAAGUUUUAUUUGCACUAUACUGAUGUCUGUUAAGUGUGCAAUAGCAUUAUGUCUAAAAAACAAUGUACAUACCUUCAUUUUAAAAUAUUGCUUAAAGAUGCUAUCACCUCAGCUUUCAGGAAGUCAUUGUAUUAAUACCAAAGAUCACUGAUCUCAGAUCAUUAAAACAAAUACUAUAAUAAUUAGUUUGAAAUACUGCAAGAAUUACCAAAAUGUCACACAGAGACACAAAGUGAGCAAAUGCUUUUGGAAAAAUGGCACCCAUAGACUUUCUUAACAAAGAGCAAUAAAGUGCUGAUACUGCAUUUUUAACAAAUUGAAGGUCUCUGGCUGACAUCCUUGCAAUGAGCAAGCCUGUUAGGUGCCAUUUUCCCAACAGCCUUAUUUUUAAAUUAUUGCUGGUUUUUAAUGUUGAAUUUUUUUAGAUGUAAUACUAUUUCACACUUAAUAGACUACAGUAAAGUAUAAACAUAACUUUUAUGUGUACUGGGAAUCCAAAAAAUUUGACUCACUUUAUUGCAAUAUGAACUUUAUCAUGGUGGUCUGAUCUGGAACUGAACCUGCAGUAUCUCCAAGGUGUACUUAUGUUGUUUACAGUGCAGUUACCCUAUCUUAGUGCAAUAAAUCUGAAAUUGGCUCUUGUUUUUCAAACCCAUUUUACAUAUAACUAAUUUAAAACAGUUUUUUCUUAUAAACUGCUCUUCUAUAUAAUUCCCAUUGUUAACAUAAUAGAUCUCUGUAAUCUAAUUUUGAUUAUGUAACUUAGCCUCAAUUUUAAAGGUUUGUGGUUUAGAAAUUUAGAAACUUAUAAUGUAAGCCUUCCACAGGAGGGAAACUAUGGCUUUGCACUUAUUUCCUUAUAGUUUGUAUGAGAUCAUUUUCCCAAACGUAAGAACUUUUUAUUUUCUUCUUAAUAUCCAGGAGAUUAUAUCAGCCUAUACUCUUUUUAUCCUAUACUCAAUAAUGAUUACAGCCUAUAAUGAUCCCAUGUUUGCCAAAAUCUUUCUAAUGCAAGAUAGUUAAAUUAUAAAUUUUGAUUUAUUUUUGCACAAAUGAUUUCCAUAAUACUGUAAGCCCACCAUGGACGGACUGCUAUGAAAUUGUGUAAUUGUUGUAUCAUGUAUUUUUAAUACUUGAAUUAGUCAGUUCUGACCAUUAAGUGAUUUAGAAUAUAAGAGUGAAGUUGUCAGAUCAGACAUUUAGGUGUAGCAGAUCAUUAAGAAAGUAUUGCAUCCAUCCUCAGGUUUUAACACACAAAGUGGACAGAGGGAGCUUGUGGCAGAAGUUGAUACAGGUAAAUAAUAGUAUUCUUGUUCUAUUCAUAUUAUUAGUGAACUUUGUAUAAAGAACUUUCAGGAUCACAGACUACUUCUCACUUAUUACCGUUCAGGUCUGUGAUUCUGAUACAUGUACUAUUAUAUUAAUGCUUCCAGGUGCUUCACACUGUAUGAACUCAUAUACAUACUGCAAUGAAUGUUUCUCAAGGAAUACCAGAUGAGAGGGAGACAACCAAAAUCUUGUGUUUGGGGUUUUUAUCUUUUUUCAGGUACAUAUCCCAUUGGUAAUAAUUGGUAAUCGGUAAAAUAGUGUUUUCUGAGUAAAGAUAAUACCUUGUUUCUUAAUUAAGAAAAACUACAGAGGUAGAAAUUAGUAGAAGACCACAGCAUUUGAACUCUGAAGUAGAAUUUAGCAACAUCCACAAAAUUUCCUGACAUCUUCAGAAAUAAACCUGAAUUGACAUUAAUACAAAAUGCAUUUCUAAAUACUCCCUCUCUCUGUUUUAAUGUUGUAUGUUUACCCUUCAUUGUUCAUUGCUUUUUGUUAAUGUGCAAAGAAGGGAGACAGUGAUUAGCUUUUAUUCAUUCAAUUAACAGAUAUUUUUGUGCCUUUUCACAAAUAAGACACUUCUGUAAGGCACUAUAGAUAGCAUGAACUAUAUGACUUAGCUUAAGACUUGGUCUCUGCCUGAUUUGAGUAUACACUUUGCAAGGGGAAAGUCACAGCUGUGUAAGGCUAUGAAAUACAAAACUAGGAAAUAACAAGUACCUUACCGGUAAGGAAUGCCCUUUUCAGUCAUUUUGUAUUUAAAUUUCAUUGAAUAUUUUGAUAUUUUAAAUACAAAUAUUCUUUGUGAAAA
Messenger RNA from Vicugna pacos (alpaca), 5557 nucleotides. RefSeq names its product zinc finger CCCH-type containing 15 (gene ZC3H15). Gene Ontology annotation, molecular function: mRNA binding; metal ion binding. The record is from RefSeq and is a predicted model, not a curated record. Gene Ontology annotation, cellular component: cytosol. Lineage: Eukaryota; Metazoa; Chordata; Mammalia; Artiodactyla; Camelidae. Gene Ontology annotation, biological process: cytoplasmic translation.